AGAACACUGACCACGUAGAAACGACAUGUUCCAGUAGACCCUAACGGCGUCUCUUCCUGGCCCAGAAACGCUUGUUCCCAAGCACGAGAGAGCCAUGGGCAGCCUGCAAGGGAGCGUCGUGGCCCAUCUCCUCUGGACAAUGCUGCUCUGGAGUGGGGACAGCAGCUGUCAGGCCCAGAGGGCAGGUUGCAAAAGCGUCCACUACGACCUGGUCUUCCUCCUGGAUGCCUCUUCGAGCGUGGGCAAGGAGAACUUCGAGAAGGUCCGGCAGUGGGUGGCCAACCUGGUGGACACGUUCGAGGUGGGCCCGGACCGCACCCGUGUGGGCGUCGUGCGCUACAGCGACCGGCCGACCACGGCCUUCGAGCUGGACCGCUUCGGCUCACGGGCCGAGGUCAAGGCGGCGGCGCGGCAGCUGGCCUACCACGGCGGCCACACGCACACGGGCGACGCGCUGCGCUACGUCACGCGGCACAGCUUCUCACCGCGGGCCGGCGGCCGCCCCGGGGACCGCGCCUUCAAGCAGGUGGCCAUCCUGCUGACCGACGGCCGCAGCCAGGACCUGGUGCUGCCCGCGGCCGCUGCCGCGCACCGCGCAGGCAUCCGCAUCUUCGCCGUGGGCGUGGGCGAGGCGCUGCGGGAGGAGCUGGAGGAGAUCGCCUCCGAGCCCAGGGCCGCGCACGUCUUCCACGUGUCAGACUUCGACGCCAUCGACAAGAUCCGGGGCAAGCUGCGGCGCCGCCUGUGCGAGAACGUGCUCUGCCCCAGCGUGCGUGUAGAAGGAGAUCGCUUUAAGCACACCAAUGGCGAAACCAAGGAAAUCACAGGUUUUGACCUGAUGGAUUUGUUCAGCGUGAAGGUGAUCUUGGGGGAGAGAGAGAACGGGGCGCAGAGUUCCUACGUCCGGAUGGGAUCCUUCCCUGUGGUGCAGAGGACUGAGGAUGUGUUCCCGCAAGGCUUGCCUGAUGAGUACGCCUUUGUCACCACCUUCCGGCUCCGGAAGAUGUCUCGGAAAGAAGACUGGUAUAUCUGGCAGGUCAUCGACCAGUACGGCAUCCCGCAGGUGUCCAUCCGGCUGGACGGCAAGAACAAGGCCGUGGAGUACAACGCUGUGGGUGCCAUGAAGGAUGCCGUCAGGGUGGUCUUCCGAGGUCCCCGGGUCCAUGACCUUUUCAACCGGGACUGGCACAAGGUGGCCCUGAGCAUCCAGGCCCAGAACGUCUCCCUGUACGUAGACUGUGCGCUGGUGCAGACACUGCCCAUCGAGGAGAGGGAGAACAUCGACAUCCGGGGGAAGACCGUGAUCGGCAAGCGCCUCUAUGACAGCGUGCCCAUCGACUUUGACCUACAGCGGAUCGUGAUUUACUGUGACUCCCGCCACUCGGAACUGGAGACGUGCUGUGACAUCCCCUCGGGUCCGUGCCAGGUGACCGUGCUGACGGAGCCCUCACCCCCGCCCCAGCCGCCUCCCACCUCCGGCAGUGAACAGAUCGGGAUUUUGAAGACUAUCAACUGCUCCUGCCCAGCUGGAGAAAAGGGUGAAAAGGGCUUUGAUGGCCCAGUGGGACUCCCCGGCCCAAAGGGGGACAUGGGAGCCUCUGGGCCGGCUGGAGCUCCUGGACCCAAGGGAGAGAAAGGAGAUACGGGCAGAGGACCUCUUGUCCAAGGAGAAAAGGGUGAAAAGGGUUCCCUGGGCCUGCCGGGUCCCCCUGGGAGAGACGGCAGCAGAGGCAUGCAGGGAGAGCCGGGAGAGCCGGGGCUGCCGGGCGAGGUGGGCAUGCGGGGACCCCAAGGACCUCCUGGACUUCCCGGACCUCCCGGCCCCGUCGGAGCUCCUGGUCUCCAUGGAGAACGAGGUGGAGAGGGCGCCCAAGGAGAAAAGGGGGAGAGAGGCCUGGACGGAGUCCCCGGGAAGCACGGGGACACUGGAGAGCAGGGAAGACCCGGCCCUCCUGGCGUGCCAGGGCCCCAGGGAGAAAAGGGUGCCAUGGGGCCUGCAGGACCUCCUGGGGUACCGGGCUCAGUGGUGCAGAGAGACGGCCUGAAGGGCGAGCAGGGAGCCCCGGGACCACGAGGCCACCAGGGCCCUCCUGGGCCACCAGGCGCUCCGGGUCUGAUGGGUCCAGAAGGCAAGGACGGUCCUCCUGGUUUGCAAGGUCUCCGACUCGGAAGCGCGUCUGGAAAGAAAGGUGAGACCGGCCCUCCUGGAACCCCUGGAUUGCUGGGGCAGCAGGGCCCCGCAGGACCACCUGGCGUCCCAGGCCCCCCUGGACCCGGAGGCCCCCCGGGUUUGCCUGGAGAGAUCGGCUUCCCAGGAAAACCUGGGCACCCUGGGCAGGCGGGACCUCCUGGAAAGGAUGGGCUGAACGGACCCCCAGGCCUGCCAGGACCAAAGGGAGACCUGGGAGACAGAGGGGCGGACGGUUUGCCCGGACAGCCUGGCCCGCGGGGUGAAGCUGGGGAGCAGGGUCUGGCUGGCCGACCUGGAGAGAAGGGAGAGGCAGGGCUCCCAGGCGUGAGGGGAGCGAAAGGAGAACAGGGAGAGAAAGGAGAACUGGGCCUCCCGGGACCGAAAGGUGACCGAGGUGCAAAGGGUGAAACGGGUCCAGCAGGCCCCCCAGGAUUACCUGGAACUACGUCCCUGUUCACGCCGCGCCCAGGGACGCCAGGAGAACAAGGGCCCAGAGGAGAGAAGGGCGAUCCCGGCACGCCCGGGGAAGCGGGAUCACAGGGUCAUCCUGGAGAACUGGGGCCUCAGGGACCCAUUGGACCACCGGGUGCCAAGGGACAGGAAGGCGCGCAGGGGCCGCCCGGAGCAGCUGGGAACCCCGGCGCUCCUGGACCUGUAGGUCCCCCUGGCCCCGGUGGUCCCCCAGGAAGUGCGGGCCCCCCGGGCUCCAGAGGCCCCCCUGGGAAAGAUGGGGAGCGCGGUGAGAAGGGGGCGGUGGGAGAAGAAGGAAGCCCAGGGCCAGGCGGCCCCAGAGGCGACCCUGGUGCCCCUGGGCUCCCGGGGCCGCCCGGAAGAGGGAAAGAUGGAGAACCGGGACUUCGUGGACCACCUGGACCACCUGGACCUCUGGGAACUAAGGGGGACCGUGGUGCACCUGGAAUCCCCGGCUCUCCUGGCAACCACGGAGACCCGGGCGUUGGGGUCACUGGCCCUCCUGGCCCCUCUGGACCACCAGGAGAAAAAGGGCCUCAGGGAUCUCGAGGCCCACCUGGAUUCCCCGGUCCCCAGGGACCAGCUGGCCAAGACGGUGUACCUGGAAAUCCAGGAGAAAGAGGGCCUCCUGGCGAACCCGGCGCCUCUCCACUACUGUCUCCAGGGGACAUAAAUCUCUUGGUUAAGGAUGUGUGCAAUGACUGUCCCCCAGGUCCCCCAGGCCUCCCUGGUCUGCCAGGUUUUAAAGGGGACACAGGUCUCCCGGGAAAGCCAGGGAGAGAAGGCACAGAAGGGAAAAAGGGAGAUGCUGGGCCCAGAGGCCUCCCAGGGCCCCCAGGAAUAGAUGGACCGCAGGGAAGUAAAGGAGAACGUGGUGCAGAUGGUGAGAUUGGACAGAAAGGGGAUCAGGGUCAUCCAGGAGUUCCAGGUUUCAUGGGGCCCCCAGGGAGCCCUGGGCCACCGGGGACAGAUGGAACCGCCGGAGCUGCGGGGCUGCCAGGAGUCCCAGGAUCCCCGGGGAAAGACGGUCCUCCUGGCCCCCAAGGCCCAUCUGGAUUACCCGGAAUCCCAGGAGAAGAAGGCAAAGAAGGCAGAGAUGGAAAGCCAGGGCCCCCCGGAGAGCCGGGCAAAACAGGAGAGCCAGGUCUGCCAGGACCGGAGGGUGCCCGCGGUCCCCCUGGCUUCAAGGGACACACAGGCGACUCUGGCCACCCUGGCCCCCGGGGAGAGCCUGGGGUCAUGGGGCCCCCUGGCCGGGAAGGGUCACCAGGAAAAGAUGGUGACAUUGGACCCACAGGGCCACAGGGUCCCCAAGGACUGAGGGGCUUACCGGGUAAGAACGGAUCGCCUGGAUCUCCAGGAGACCAUGGCACUCCAGGCAGUCCCGGCCAGAAGGGAACCAGAGGAGAAAACGGCAGCCCAGGGCUCCCUGGCUUCCUGGGUCCCCGUGGGCCGCAGGGUGAGCCGGGAGAGAAGGGAGUCCCAGGCAAGGAGGGGACCCCUGGGAAGCCGGGAGAGCCGGGACCCAGAGGAGAAAGGGGCGAUCCUGGCAUCAAAGGUGACAAAGGACUUCCCGGAGGGAAGGGCCAGCCUGGAGACCCUGGGAUCCCAGGCCACAAAGGUCACACAGGCCUAAUGGGCCCCCAGGGACUACCUGGGGAGAAUGGGCCGGCCGGGCCGCCGGGGCCCCCGGGCCAGCCAGGAUUUCCAGGACUGAGGGGGGAGCCUCCAUCCAUGGACAUCCUGCAGCGGCUCAUCCGAGAGGAAGUGGAGAAGCAGCUGGAAACCAAACUCGCCUACCUCCUGGCCCAGAUGCCCUCAGUGCACACCAAGGCGUCUCAAGGCAGACCCGGGCCCCCAGGGCCCCCUGGAAAGGAUGGGCUUCCAGGUCGGGCAGGCCCCAUGGGGGAGCCAGGACGGCCUGGGCAGGGGGGUCUGGAGGGACCCUCUGGGCCCAUAGGUCCCAAAGGUGAGCGAGGAGCCAGAGGUGACCCAGGUGAACCUGGAGUUGGCCUCCGAGGCGAGGUGGGACCCGCCGGGAUCCCAGGUCAACCCGGGGUACCUGGCUAUGCUAAAGAUGGGCUCCCCGGGGGUCCCGGUCCUCAAGGGGAGACAGGACCAGCUGGACACCCUGGCCCCCCAGGACCCCCCGGCCCCCCUGGCCAGUGUGACCCCUCCCAGUGUGCCUACUUCGCCAGCCUCGCUGCUGCUCGACCUGGUAAUGUGAAGGGCCCCUAGAAGAGUCCCGAAUGCCAGGAGACGGCGGUGGAUUUCUGAAACUUGAACGCAGAGCCCGAUGGGAAGCAGAGGUCUUGAGA
Physeter macrocephalus (sperm whale) is the source of this 4980-nucleotide messenger RNA. RefSeq names its product collagen type XXII alpha 1 chain (gene COL22A1). The transcript has 65 exons. Gene Ontology annotation, biological process: extracellular matrix organization. Lineage: Eukaryota; Metazoa; Chordata; Mammalia; Artiodactyla; Physeteridae. The coding region runs from base 95 to 4900 and encodes 1601 amino acids. The record is from RefSeq and is a predicted model, not a curated record. Gene Ontology annotation, molecular function: extracellular matrix structural constituent conferring tensile strength.